Molecule: messenger RNA, 1420 nt
Organism: Arabidopsis lyrata subsp. lyrata
Lineage: Eukaryota; Viridiplantae; Streptophyta; Magnoliopsida; Brassicales; Brassicaceae
Product: pentatricopeptide repeat-containing protein At3g60980, mitochondrial-like
Exons: 1
Coding region: 54-1283 (409 amino acids)
Cellular component (GO): chloroplast
Molecular function (GO): protein binding
Source: RefSeq, a predicted model, not a curated record
UUUACUUUGAAUUUUUCUCUAGAGUUAGUUAGCCGUCGUUUUGCUUGCCUCUAAUGAUCCGCCGCCUCAUUCAUGGUCGGCGCUUCUGCACCACCGUGCCAAGAAGAGCUGAGGACAUAUUAUCAAACCCAGAUUGCCGUCCUACGGAUCUAUGCUUGAGAGUCUCGUACUUGGUCAACUCUGUUGGCGACUUAGACACGGCGGCCAAGUACGCCCGUUUGGCUGUCUUCACAAGAAUCAACUCGGAGUACACAGCAACAACAUGUAAACACAUCAUCGGAGGCAUGUUGCGGGAUAAAAGGCACAAGGACGCUUACGAUCUCUACGAUUUCUUCUUCAACAAGCAUAAGCUCAAACCCAACAGCCAUUGCUGCAACCACAUCAUCGAGUCCCGUUUCCAACAAGGUCUUGUUGAGGAAGCUCUUGAUUUCCACCGAUCCAUCAAGUCCAGUGUGGUCCACGACUACCCAAGCCACGAUACGUUCAGGGUAUUGACCAAAGGUUUAGUCCACUACGGUCGGCUGGACCAAGCCGAAGCCUUGCUUAAGGCCAAGACAGUCACAACCUACCCAGAUCACGUGGCGUACAACAAUCUGAUUCGCGGGUUUUUGGAUCUUGGGAAUUUAGACAAGGCGAAUCUAGUCUUGGACGAAUUCAAACGCUUGUUUUCUUCUGGUAUUGCUAGUUGCAAGUCUACGUAUGAUUUUCUCUGUUCAGAGUAUCCUGGAUAUGAAAACAGAGUGGCAUUCCUGAUGGCCACAUUCAUGGAAUACUGGUUUAAGCAAGGUAAACAGGUGGAAGCUAUGGAGUGCUACCACCAGUCUAUACUAGUAGCAAACAAGUUACCGGUUUGCCCAGAAACUGGCAACGCCCUUUUGAAAGUCCUCCUCAAAUACGGUGAGAAAAAACAUGCUUGGGCUUUGUACCAUGAAAUAUUAGAUCAAAGUGGAACCGAUAACAGACGCUUGGGCUCUGAUACGGUUGAGAUAAUGGUGGAAGAGUGUUUUGAUAUGGGUCGGUGUAGCGAGGCAAUCGAUACCUACAGCAAGGCCAAGGCGAGAGCCAAGGAUAAGAAUCUCUUAGGUAAGGAAUACAUUAUCACAAGGUGUUGCGAAUAUGGCAUGUUGUCGGAAGCAGAGUCUCUCUUUACUGAUUCACUUUUCGUUACCACUUUCAAAACAAUCAUUGAUGCUUAUGUCAAGGCUGGGAGAAUCGAUGAUGCUAUCAAAACCUCCAACAAAAUGGUCGAUGCGGCUCUAAAGGAGGUCACCUAUCUGUUUUGACUUUUUUCAUCAUUUUACUUUAGUUGUAUUGGAUAAUGCUAGUUUAGUUAGUUUUUUUUUUUUUUUCUUGUUUUUUGUAUCAAGAAUAAUGGUAGUUAUAAGUUCCUCUUUAGCACCAAUGAAUGAGCUAUUUAUUA